GACUUCAGAAGAGAAGGCUAACGAUGGAAAACACUGGGAAGGUGACCAGAAAGCUGUCCUCGAUGCCAGGCCCAGUUGAUGUCACAGGUAAAGUCUUCUAAACUUAAAGGAACAGGCUAAGUCUUCCCCAGAGAGGAGCGGCUGGAAGCACCAUGAUGGGCUCAGAAGCUCAUGACAAGAGGCGUCCGAUGUUGACCUCAUCAAACCAGGAUUUGUCACCUCACCUCGCGGACGUGGGGCAAAUAAAGCAUUACUUCUGUGGCUGCUGCGCCGCUUUCAACAACGUGGCCAUCACGUACCCCGUUCAGAAGAUCCUCUUCCGGCAGCAGCUGUACGGCAUCAAAACCCGGGACGCCAUCCUGCAGUUGAGGAAGGAUGGGUUCCACAACUUGUACCGGGGAAUCCUCCCCCCACUGAUGCAGAAGACGACCACGCUGGCGCUUAUGUUUGGUCUGUAUGAGGACCUGUCGCGCCUGCUCCGCAAGCACGUGAGCAACGCUCCUGAGUUUGCCACCCGAAGUGUGGCUGCGCUGCUUGCCGGGACAACAGAAGCCAUUCUCACUCCAUUGGAAAGGGUUCAGACUUUGCUUCAGGACCACAAGCAUCACGAUAAGUUCACAAACACUUACCAGGCCUUCCGGGCGCUCAGAUGCCAUGGGGUUGCAGAGUAUUACCGAGGCUUGGUGCCCAUCCUCUUCCGAAAUGGGUUCAGCAAUGUCCUGUUUUUUGGCCUUCGAGGGCCCAUUAAAGAGCAUCUGCCUACUGCCACUACAAAUAGUGAACAUCUGGUCAACGACUUCAUCUGUGGAGGUGUGCUCGGAGCCAUGCUGGGCUUCUUAAGCUUCCCCGUUAAUGUUGUAAAAGCUCGAAUACAGUCUCAGAUUGGUGGGCCGUUCCAGUCUCUCCCCAUGGUUUUCAAGAUAAUCUGGAUAGAACGGGACAGGAAACUGAUCAAUCUUUUCAGAGGUGCACAUCUGAAUUACCACCGCUCGCUCAUCUCCUGGGGAAUAAUCAAUGCAACUUAUGAGUUUUUGUUAAAGAUUGUGUGAUAACGUCACUACCUGAGAUGUCAUUCUCAACUGAGUAGACCUAAGGAAAAUGCAAUUUGGCUUUGUUCCUAAUUGGCUUAAAUAAGGUGGUGUCAUUAAGAUCGAGCCCUAAUUACAGACAAAUCCUUGACAAACAGUGCAGAUUUCAGUGGGCAGGGGUCAGGGUUAGGGUUUGGUCAUUUCUCCAGAGCCUCAGGCUGUUGCCUGGGAACCAGCCUGUACCUGAUGGCCUUUCAGGGCAGCUGUCACGGGGAUAGAUCUCAUCCUCCCGGAAGGGUUGCUAGGCCUUCUGUGUGGAAACUGUGGCGUCAGCAGCCAGAGCACAUGCUCCUGGCCCAGGGCUUCUCAGGCUCACUCUCACCUCAUGUAUUUUGUCUCUGCUCAUAGGAGAGUCAUCGUCAUUAAACCUGAGCUCUGCAUGGAGGACUGGAGCAGAGGUGGCGCUCAGUGUCAUGGCUGUGGCUCCAUGAUGAAUUGUUGGGGUUAGCUUUGAAAUGACGUGCUGUUAAGAUAGCCAUUCUCCAAACUAUUUCUGUUCAGUUUUGAUAGAAUUAAGCAGCUAGUGAAAGCUUCCAUUUUACUGUUUAGCUUUGAACAUUUUCUGUUUAAUUCUGAAUAUGACUUUAAGCCCUUCCAGAAUGUCCUUGUGCUGUUUUUACUGAAUUCAUUGCCAAAAGAUCGGGUGCCCUAGUUAACACAUUGUGUGCUUCACCGCUGUAAGUGUGCAAGCUCUACUGUUCUGCUUGACUUGUUUGUGCUACUGGUGUGGACACAGCCGACCAGUGGGGACACUGUCCCUUGUGAGUAGUAACUGUCAUGUCUGUCCUGUUCUCUGGUACUAGACUUUAAAAAAAUAAACACUUCCAUAUAGUUUUACUUUGGGAGUCUUAAUACAGUCCCAGGUCUUUUUUUCUGGUUUCUCAGUGUUGCAGAGUAAGGUAAGGAGCAGAGGCUGCUUCCCCUCCAUCCGGCCCCCUCUGUCUCUGAAAAGAAAGAUGUCAGGAUUCUGACACUCUGGAGCCCGGUUACCACUGUGCCACUUAAGAGUGUCUGCUCUAGGGGUUGGGGAUUUAGCUCAGUGGUAGAGCGCUUGCCUAGCAAGCACAAGGCCCUGGGUUCAGUCCCCAGCUC
Rattus rattus (black rat) is the source of this 2180-nucleotide messenger RNA. RefSeq names its product solute carrier family 25 member 51 (gene Slc25a51). NCBI's taxonomy places the organism in Eukaryota, Metazoa, Chordata, Mammalia, Rodentia, Muridae. The transcript is spliced from 2 exons. The record is from RefSeq and is a predicted model, not a curated record. The coding region runs from base 153 to 1049 and encodes 298 amino acids.